AUGUAUCCAACACUUUUAACCAAUACGGUUUUUGAAGAGAGUAAAGGGAAAGAGGAAAUUCCGUAUUAUCAACGUCCUGUAACUCCAUCGAGUUUUACUUCUUCAGCGUCAUCGAUAUCAUCGAUAUAUAAACCAACUUACCAUUCUAUUAUUGAAGAUAAUGAGACGUAUAUUGUCAGUCAAAUUUCUUCAUUCAUUAAGGAUAUUACUAGAGAUGUGAGAACUCAUGAUAACGUUAGAAUCAUUAAUAAUUAUGCUAUUCAAUCCUCUCUUGGCAAAGGUCAAUUUGGUAAAGUUUAUAAAGCGGUUUCAAUCGAAAAUAAUAACAAUGAAGGAAGGGUAGUUGCAAUUAAAGUAAUACCAAAGAAGCCAAUGAAUUCUCAGCAAUUCUCCAUGAAUCAGAUACUAAGACAACUACAGAUAUGGAAAAAUAAAGGUAUAAUUACGUCUUCUAAUUCGAUAUCUUCUGAUCAAACCGUAAUUUUAAUGAAUUUGCAGAAAUGUAGAUGGGAAUUGUUUGUUUUAUCAAAACUAGAUAAUCCAUAUAUUACAAAAAUGAUUGAAUGUUUAGAUUCUCCAAAUAGUAAAAAUCUUUGGAUAGUAAAUGAAUGGGGAAAUCUGGGUGAGCUUCAGUGGAAAAGAGAUACACAGCCCCAGAUAUUAGAGCAAUGGGAACCAUUUUUAGAAGGUUGUAAUAAACGAGAUUUUAUUUCAUUUAGUGAAAAAGUUUUGUUAGAUAUUACCAAAGGUUUGAAAUAUUUGAAAAGUCAAGGUUGUAUCCAUAGAGACAUAAAACCUUCUAAUAUAUUAGUAGAUUCCAUUGGUAAAAAAUUCAAAAUAUCAGAUUUCGGUUGUAGCAUUAUCAUACCUUCAGAGUUGUUCAUAAGCAACCCACUUCUGAAAUCUGCUUUCCAACUUGAGUUGCACAAAAUAGUAGGCACACCAGCAUUCAUUGCACCGGAACUAUGUUAUUCAGAAGACUUGACUUUUCAGGAUAAUAUUGAUGAUGGUUUCCAAUUGGAUAUUUGGGCAUUAGGGGUGACAUUAUAUUGCUUACUAUACAAUGACUUACCGUUCUAUGGAGACAAUGAGUUUGAAACUUAUAACAAAAUAUCGUCUGAGACCUUGCAUCAUAAAUUGAAUGGGAAUUAUCUGAACGAUUUAGUGAUUGGUAAAAUCCUUGAGAAGGACCCUUCUAAAAGAAUUAAGAUCGAAGAAUUAUACAGUCAAAUAUUUGAAAAAUAUGAAACAGAUGUUAUAAACAUCGAUGAGAAAAAUCCUGUAUUGAGAGUGAAAAGUAAAACUAAGAUGAAGAAUUUUUUUAGCAAGUUAAAGAAUUUUAAACCUUCAAUUCAAAAUAAUACUGGCGAUUAUAAUAGCACCCCAAAUACCACAACAGAAGUGCCAUUUAAUAAUAAUAUCAGGAACAACAACGAUGUAACUACCAAACAAACAGUAUUAGCUGGUCCUAAUACAAAUUUUUCAAAGUUUGAAGAAACACCUUAUCGACUUUCCAAUGAUUCUUCAGCAUCAUCAAUGAUUUCAAGUCUUGGAUCUCAUUCAACAUCGUCCUCAUUAGCAGGACCUGUCAAGAUUCCAGAUUUGCUAGAUAGUUUGAAAUCCCAAAGUCCAAAUGACUACGAAGCCCACAAUAAUAAUAAUGAUAAUCACAAGACAGUCAUUGACAUUGGUUUGUACACAGAUGAUGAUAUACAUUCAAUGAAAGAAUUAAAUACACCCAGUCGACAUACUAGAACAAGAAGUACAGUUUCGUUGAUUGAAGAAUCUCCAUCUAAGCCACUUCAAAGAGUCAUUACCCAAUCACCACUAUUCUCUAAAAGUGAAGAACUAUUACCAUCAAUUGCAUAUAUUCAGAACUCACCUUUAAGAAAGGUUGAAAAGAAACCACUGCCAGUAAGCAGAGGAAUUGCCCAUUCUAAGAAUAUCAUUGAUUUCAGACAGUACUUAGAUUCAGAGGAUGAUCAAAAUGAGAAACAAACCAUGAAUGGAGGACUAACUUCAGAUUCACUGAGUGAUAUCAAGAAUUAUUUAGCAUACUUAGAUAAAAAUCUUAAUAAUAACAAUACUUAG
This is a messenger RNA of Vanderwaltozyma polyspora DSM 70294, 2091 nucleotides long. RefSeq names its product serine/threonine protein kinase ELM1 (gene ELM1). The transcript has a single exon. NCBI's taxonomy places the organism in Eukaryota, Fungi, Ascomycota, Saccharomycetes, Saccharomycetales, Saccharomycetaceae. Bases 1 to 2091 code for a protein of 696 amino acids. Gene Ontology annotation, molecular function: protein kinase activity; ATP binding. The record is from RefSeq and is a predicted model, not a curated record. Gene Ontology annotation, biological process: protein phosphorylation.